Cuscuta europaea is the source of this 4458-nucleotide messenger RNA. The record is from the annotation of a GenBank genome assembly. Lineage: Eukaryota; Viridiplantae; Streptophyta; Magnoliopsida; Solanales; Convolvulaceae.
GUACUAAAUAAGAAACUCCGGGAAACAAAUAGGUAGUGGGGCUGGCGACCUACUCGCCUGUUCGCGGUCUUCUUUAUCCAUUUUUUAAUUCAUUUUUCAUUUAUCAGCACUCUUUGCUUGCUAACGGCAAAUGAAUGCAGAACAGAACAGAGAACAGGGAGUAGUUAAUUGGCCAACUACUAUUACAACUAAUAGCGACGCCCCUUCUUCUCACAUUUGAUUAUCCAUCUUUCUUUUAUCCUUACAUCACUUUCUCUUCGUUUAUGCACGUUACAAGUUUGCUGAAAUGCUUCAUCCAAGUUUCGUAUCUGCUGAGGUAUGCAGCCCGAGGAAGGCUUGAGACCAACGAAAGGAAUUGCGGGAAUACCAGCGCCAGAAUUUUAGCAUCACUUAAUUAGCAGCUCGAUAUAUGUGCUUUGCAUAGUUUCCUAGGAAGAUUUGAGCUCACAAUACUGCUCAAUAACAGAAAAGUCGGGCCAAGUUUUGUUUUUUUUCGUGGCUGAAAGUUCAUGGUUUUGCACCGACACUUGAAGAAGGAGAAGGUAUCUAUUAGGGCUACUUGAGAGGAAAGAAAGGAAUUGUGGGAUGGGCAGUUUUAUGGUUUUAGGAUCUAUUGACUUCUCAAUAUGGUUUUAGGUUUUCUUGCUCUGUUUGUUUCUCUUAAUCCUUAAGUUACAUGCUGCUGCUCUCUCAGUGAAGUCCUGUAACGUUUGUAUCUUACUUAAUUGUAAUUACUUUUGCGUCUAAAGGGAGUUAAAUCACAGUUUCUGUUAUGCUCCUUUGAAUCAAACUAGUCUGGUUUUUUGAAGGAGACUAGAGGGUAAAGAUGACAGAUGGUGGGAAAAUGUGGUGUUUCCCGUAUACAUUUUCGUGCUUUCCAAGUCAAUUUGGAGCGGAGCAUGACCGCAUUGGGAAGAAGGGUUACUCUAGGAUUGUUCAUUGUAAUGAUCCUGAUAACACAGAACAUUUGCAGCACAGAGAUAAUUAUGUCCAGACUACAAAGUAUACAGCAGUUAAUUUUAUCCCCAAGUCCUUAUUUGAGCAAUUCAGGAGGGUUGCAAAUAUAUACUUCCUUGUAGUGGCUUUCGUCUCAUUUAGCCCGUUGGCCCCUUAUACAGCUAGUAGUGUUCUGUUUCCUCUGAUGGUGGUCAUUGGUGCAACAAUGGCCAAAGAAGGCGUGGAAGACUGGAAACGCAGAAGUCAGGACGUAGAAGCUAACAACAGGAAGGUCUUAGUGUGUACCAGUAACCACGGGUUUGAAGAAAGUGUAUGGAAGAAGAUACAAGUUGGCCAGCUUGUUAAGGUUAAAAAGGAUGAAUACUUUCCAGCGGAUCUUCUCUUGAUUUCAUCGAACUAUGAAGAUGGAAUUUGCUAUGUUGAAACAGCAAAUCUUGAUGGGGAGACUAAUCUGAAGGUGAAACAUGCUUUGAGCGAAACAGCUUCCAUUCAAGACUUUCAGAAUUUUAAAGCAAGGAUCCAGUGUGAGGACCCUAAUGAAGACCUUUAUUCAUUUGUUGGCACUCUCUAUUAUGACAAUCAGCAACCACGACCACUUUCAGUCCAUCAAUUGCUUCUGAGAGGUUCUAAAUUAAAGAAUACUGAUUAUAUCUAUGGAGUGGCUGUUUUUGCCGGUCAUGACACAAAAGUCAUGCAGAAUGCUAGAGACCCGCCUUCUAAGAGGAGUGCAAUUGAGAAAAGAAUGGACAAAAUAAUCUACGUCCUCUUUGGUACAUUGAUUAUGAUAGCUUCCGUUGGGUCCAUCUUCUUUGGACUGUGGACUAAAAACGACAUAGGCAAUCAGGGGUACAAGAGGUGGUAUCUAGAACCAGACAAAGCAACUGUCUUUUAUGAUCCAAAAAGAGCUUCACUUGCUGCAUUUCUUCACUUCCUGACAGCCCUUAUGCUGUAUGGAUAUUUAAUUCCAAUUUCAUUAUAUGUUUCUAUUGAAAUCGUAAAGGUUUUACAAAGUGUCUUCAUCAAUCAAGACCAGCAUAUGUAUUACAGGGAAACAAAUAAGCCUGCACAUGCCCGAACGUCUAAUUUGAAUGAGGAACUUGGACAGGUUGAAACAAUACUCUCUGACAAAACAGGCACUUUAACAUGCAACUCUAUGGAAUUUGUCAAGUGUUCAAUAGCAGGAGUUUCUUAUGGCCGGGUUGUGACUGAAGUGGAGAGAGCCAUGGCGAAGAGAAAAGGAAGUUUUCAACCCGAACACACCAGUACUGAUGUUGAUCCAUUAGAGCCAAACUCUCAUAACUUUGACUCUGGAAAAUCAAUUAAAGGCUUCAAUUUCCAAGAUGAACGCAUAAUGAAAGGUCAAUGGGCUAAAGAACCUCAUGCAGAUACGAUACACAAAUUCUUUAGUGUGUUGGCUAUUUGUCACACUGUCAUCCCUGAUUUGAAAACACCAGGUCAUAUAUCUUAUGAAGCAGAGUCACCCGAUGAAGCUGCUUUUGUUGUUGCAGCUAAAGAGCUCGGGUUUGAGUUCUUUAGAAGAACACAAACUACUGUUUGGUUGCAUGAAUGGGAUCGAGAAGGUUCCAGACAGAUUGACAGAUCAUACCAGGUCCUUCACCUCCUGGAGUUCAACCCUGCGAGAAAGAGAAUGUCUGUGAUUAUAAGCACUCCUGAAAAUAAAUUUUUACUCUUGUGCAAGGGUGCAGACAGCGUGAUGUUUAAAAAGCUUUCAAAAGAUGGACGGAUUUUUGAGGAUAAAACUAGGGAACAUAUCGAGCAGUACGCCAAUGCAGGACUGCGAACAUUAGUCAUUGCAUACCGUGAGCUUGGUGUAGAAGAACUCAAAUCAUGGGAAGAAGAGUUAUUAAGUGCUCAGGUAUCUUCAGAUGAUAGAGAAGCUUUAGUAGCUGCUGCUGCUGAUAAAAUUGAGAGGGACCUAAUUCUUCUUGGAGCCACAGCCAUUGAGGAUAAACUUCAAAAAGGGGUCCCUGAAUGCAUCAACAAGCUCACAUCUGCUGGGAUAAAGAUAUGGGUCUUAACUGGUGAUAAGAUGGAGACUGCAAUCAAUAUUGGGUAUGCUUGCAGUUUACUAAGGCCAGGCAUGAAGCUGAUUAUUAUUACUCUGGAUUCUCCACAAAAAAGUACUUUGGAAAGUCAAGGAGAAAAGGACGCUGAGGAUUUAAGAAGGGUAACAACGCAAGUAAAUGACGGAAUGAGUCGAAUUGAAUCAAGUACGGAAUUGGUUGGUUUAAUUAUAGAUGGAACUGCACUAUCUUUUGCUCUCAGAGAGUGUAUGAAGAAGCUAUUUUUGGACCUUGCAUUGAAAUGUGCAUCUGUUAUAUGCUGUCGCUCUACACCUAAACAAAAAGCUCUUGUAACAGCAUUGGUGAAAGGAAGUGGUGGAAAGACACUGGCAAUUGGUGAUGGGGCUAAUGACGUCAGCAUGCUUCAAGAGGCUGAUGUUGGGGUUGGAAUAAGUGGGGUUGAGGGGAUGCAGGCUGUCAUGGCCAGUGACUAUGCAAUAGCUCAAUUCUGUUUUCUAGAACGGCUGUUGUUGGUUCACGGCCACUGGUGUUAUCGCAGAAUAUCUAUGAUGAUAUGUUACUUCUUUUAUAAGAAUAUCACAUUUGGGUUCACCCUUUUCUUGUUUGAGGCAUUUACUUCUUUCUCUGGACGGGCUGCUUACAAUGAUUGGUAUAUGUCAUUAUAUAAUGUAUUCUUCACUUCACUUCCCGUGAUUGCUAUCGGUGUUUUUGACCAAGAUUUGUCUGAUCGUCUUUGUCUUGAGCAUCCUAUGGUCUACAAGGAGGGAAACCAGAACAUGCUCUUUAAAUGGUCCCGCAUCCUAGGGUGGAUGUUAAAUGGAGUUCUAUGUGCUAUGAUCAUCUUCUACCUCACAACUAACUCCAUCGUACAUCAAGCAUUUCGGCUCGAUGGUCAACCUGUUGACUACGAAGUCCUUGGGGUGAUGAUAUAUUCCUGUGUGGUGUGGACUGUCAAUUGUCAAAUGGCACUUUGUAUUAACUACUUUACAUGGAUCCAACACAUCUUCAUAUGGGGAAGCAUAGCUAUCUGGUAUUUGUUUUUGGUCUUCUAUGGUGCUUUGCCACCCGACAUAUCUAACACAGCAUAUCGGGUUUUUGUGGAAGCUUGCGCCCCGAGUCCCUUCUAUUGGUUCCUCACGCUUCUUGUUGUCAUAUCUGCUCUGCUACCUUAUUUUUCUUACAGGGUUUUCCAGUCCAUCUUCCGGCCUAUGCCUCACGAUUUCGUUCAAUACUUGGAACGUAAAAGGAGGUCCAGGAAACUAGGUGCCGAGGACUCAAGAAGUAACUAGCCUGAUUUUUUAUGUUACUUUUAUAUUCAUAUACACGGAGGCAUUUGCCAUACAAAUCAGUUUCUCUUUUUGCGCUCUAAUCAUUCAAAAGUUUGUGUGUACAUAUAUUGUAUAGUAUGGAAGUAAUACGCAUAUUGAUGGCAAUUCAAAAUCACGUUCCCAAUCGC